Molecule: messenger RNA, 2557 nt
Organism: Manduca sexta (tobacco hornworm)
Lineage: Eukaryota; Metazoa; Arthropoda; Insecta; Lepidoptera; Sphingidae
Gene: chm
Product: histone acetyltransferase KAT7
Exons: 11
Coding region: 184-2535 (783 amino acids)
Biological process (GO): regulation of DNA-templated transcription
Cellular component (GO): nucleus
Molecular function (GO): zinc ion binding; histone acetyltransferase activity
Source: RefSeq, a predicted model, not a curated record
ACUGUCAAGUUUUAAUGAUUUGAUGCGCCUUGUAUUUCAUCUAAAUGCACUAGAAAGUGCUUUUUCACGCACUAAAAGCACUGUACCGUUAUUUACAAUAAAAACAAACUAAAGGAAUAUAAUCUCCCUAACGCUUCACAGGAGAUCUAGUGCUUUUUUGGAUUACAACAGACAAUCUUCAAAAUGACAAAUCUCGAUGUGAGUAAUAAUAGCAGCACUGACAGCAGUUCGGGUUCCACUUCAGACACCAGCAGCAGCGAAAGUUCUUCAACCAGCUCAGGCUCUGGCUCCAGCAGCUCCGACUCUGAGUCCUCCAUCUCAGACACCCCAGCAACCGCUGUACAAGCUCCUAAAUCACCCACCAAACCUGAAGAACCUAAGAAGAAAGAGGAACCUAAACGACGCCCAUCAAAAGUCAAAGUAUCUUCCUCUAGUGAUGAUGAUACUCCUAAAGUUGUUAGCCCUAAACCAUUACCGGCACGAAGACGUUGUUCAGCAAAACCUAAAUCAGCUGCAACAGUCUUGGCUAAAGGCAAAACUACUCCUAGGUCAAGUGGUGCAAAAACUCCCAAACCCACAAGUAAAACCCUGGCAAAAACAAAAACUGACUCGAGUGCAUCAAACACUUCAAAAAAGAAGAGCAUAUUCUCACCAGACAAUAGUUCAGAAUCAGAUUCAGAAAGCAAGUCCCCAAAGAGUCCUAAAGAAUCACCUCCAAGUAAAAGUUCAACAAAAUCUAGUGAAGAAAAGGAUUCCCCUCAGACUCCACUUGAUAAUGAUGACUCUAAUUCUAAAGAGAGUGCAAAGAGAAAGAUUGCAGUUAAGCAGAAUGGACCACCACCAAAGAAAGCAUCAGAAGACAAAAGCGCAUCAUCUUGUUCAUCAAGCCAAUCAUCAGUGGAAACGGUGUCAUCGGAUAGUGACAGUGAACCUACUCCUAAGAAAGAUGCCAUAAAGACAGGAAAGACUAAACCUCCAUCUAGUACUUUCAAGCAAGACUCAGCGGGCAAGAGCGGCGAGUCGAGCUCGUCCCCCGUGGCCACGAUGCCGCGCAAGCUCACGCGCUCGCUGUCGGCGCGCGUGUCGCGCAUCGCCGCCGCGCGCUCCGUGUCCACGCCGCACACGCUCCACACCGACACCGACUCCGAGGACGACAAACCUAACGAUAAGGGUAAAGAAGUAAAGAAACCCACAAAGACGAGAAUUGCGCCACCUUCUAAGUCACCGGUUGCGGCUGCCACGCUUACAGAGUCAACCGAACGACGCUGUCCUGUCAGAGGGUGCGAUUCGACUGGACAUCUAGGCGGCAAGGCGCGCACGCACUUCUCCCGCGACGCGUGCCCCGCCUACCACAACGUCACGGACGCGUGGUGCGCCGCCGCCAGCGAGGAGCGCGCCGCCGCCGCCGCCGCGCGCCGCCGCGCCACCAGCGCGCUCGCCUGCCGCGUGCGACACAUGCCCACGCUCGACCAGCGCGCCUACCAGCUCAAGGUCAAGGAUAUGCGCUCGAAAUGGAAAGGCAGCCAAGAGUUACGCGAGAAACUUGCUGCUUCAGGCAACGACGAACUUAAUGAAGAAAGGGAGCCAAUACUAGAUGGAUUCGCGCCUGAUUAUGACCUCAAACUUUUCAGGGAAGCGCAAGCUUUGGGGGCUAUCAAAAUAGAGGAGGAACUAGCAGACCUACCGGCAGAUAGAGGCACCAGGUAUCUAAUGUACGUGGUGAUGGGCAAGUACAUGAUGGAGGUGUGGUACCAGUCGCCGUACCCGGGCGAGGCGGCGCGCGUGCCGCGGCUGUUCGUGUGCGAGUUCUGCCUCGCGCACCACCGCUGCGGCGCCGGCGCCGACCGACACGCGCGCAAGUGCGUCUGGAAGCACCCGCCCGGAGACGAGGUGUACAGAAAGGACAAUCUAAGCGUGUGGCAAGUGGACGGCCGUAAACACAAACAAUACUGCCAACAGCUGUGUCUGCUAGCGAAGUUCUUCCUCGACCACAAGACGCUCUACUACGAUGUGGAACCUUUCCUCUUUUACGUGAUGACCAGCGCGGACAGUGAAGGAUGUCACAUAGUCGGAUAUUUCAGUAAGGAAAAGAACUCUUUCCUGAACUACAACGUGUCAUGUAUACUGACGCUGCCGCCGUACCAGAGGCAAGGGUACGGGAGACUGCUCAUCGAUUUCAGUUACCUCCUGACAAAAGAAGAAGGCAAGGUUGGGUCACCAGAAACACCACUAUCAGACUUGGGUCUGAUCUCUUACCGAUCUUAUUGGAAAGAGGCGUUGCUGAAGAGGCUGUGCUCUGCAUCGGGGUCUACAUUAUGCAUUAGAGAUUUGAGCAAGGACCUGGCGAUAGCUUCCUCAGAUAUAGUGUCAACGCUGCAGGAGCGUGGACUCAUGAAGUACUGGAAAGGAAAGCAUAUUGUGCUUAAGAAACAGGAGGUGCUGGAGGAGGCGUCGAGGCGCGCGGCGCGCGCGCGCUGCGUGGACCCGGCGUGCCUGCGCUGGUGGUGCGUGGGCGGCGCGGCGCCGGCACGCUGACGCCGCGCCCCCGCGCCGCGCG